Austrofundulus limnaeus is the source of this 8463-nucleotide messenger RNA. It is a transcript of the gene plekhg2, whose product is annotated as pleckstrin homology domain containing, family G (with RhoGef domain) member 2. Lineage: Eukaryota; Metazoa; Chordata; Actinopteri; Cyprinodontiformes; Rivulidae. Gene Ontology annotation, biological process: regulation of actin filament polymerization. The record is from RefSeq and is a predicted model, not a curated record. Gene Ontology annotation, molecular function: guanyl-nucleotide exchange factor activity; small GTPase binding.
CUGCCAAGCGUCCUUCCUCAGCCUCGUCCCUGAGUGGGAUUGUGGGUAGGAUGAUGUCAUCUGGUGAACGAGGAGCGUCAUCGUCUUCCUGCACUUCGGUCAACACAGUCUGCUCAGAAGGCGAGCGUCCAGCCUCCUUCUCCCUGUCCUCCUCCACCUCCUCCGUCUCUCUGCAGGACGCCUCACACUCCUCUUCCUCCUCCUCUUCAUCACUCCCAUAUGGCACCGUGCCGGCCUAUACCAUCUCUCCAUCAUCCUCAACGGCCUCUACUCCAAAGAGGAACAGCUCGGACAUCAGCCUGGACCUUACCCCCAUAGCCACCAUGCAUGGAGGGGCUACCAAGGYGACAGGUACAACCCAUGCCCACAAAGGACACACAGCCAAUCAGGUGUCAGCAGCAGUAGAGGCCACGCCCAGGCAGCUUUCCCGUCUGCAGAGGGUGAUACUGGAGAUCGUGGAGACGGAGCAGACCUACGUCAGAGACCUGAGGAGUAUUGUGGAGGAUUACCUGGGUUGCAUCAUCGAUUGUGGAGUUCUGCCUCUGAAACCGGAUCAGGUCAGCACUUUGUUCUGCAACAUUGAAGACAUCUACGAGUUUAACAGUGACCUCCUGGAGGAUUUGGAGCGAAGUCCUGAUGCUGCGUCCAUCGCAGAGUGUUUUGUGGAGAGGAGUGAAGCCUUCGACAUCUACACGCUGUACUGCAUGAACUACCCAAACUCAGUGGCGGUGCUGAGGGACUGCAUGAAAAACCAGAGUCUGGUUUGUUUCUUCCAAGAGCGACAGACGAGUCUGCAUCACUCCUUACCCCUGGAGACGUACCUGCUGAAACCUGUGCAGAGGAUCCUCAAAUACCACCUGCUGCUACAGGAACUUUCCAAGCACUUAGAGAAGAGUGAGCCUGGCUAUGAAGUGGUGGAGGACGCCAUCAUCACCAUGACAGCAGUAGCUUGGUACAUCAAUGACAUGAAGAGGAAACAGGAGCACGCUGUGAGGCUGCAGGAGAUUGAGUCCCUGCUGAUGAACUGGAGUGGACCAAACCUGAGUGGGUUUGGAGAGCUGGUUCUGGAGGGUUCCUUUAAGGUUCACAGAGUGAAGAAGGACAGAGCGUUCUUCCUGUUUGAUAAGAUGCUGCUGAUCACCAAGAAGAGACUGCAACACUUUGUCUACAGCACCCAUAUAUUUUGCUGUAACCUGCAGCUGGUGGAGAACCUGAAGGAUCCGCUGUGCUUCAGAGUGUCAGAUCAGACGAUUCCCAAGCAGCAGCAGCACGUUGUCCAGGCCAAGAACCAGGAGGAGAAGAGGCUGUGGGUCCAUUACCUGAAGAGACUCAUCAUGGAGAACCACCCAGCUUCACUCCCACAGAAGGCGAGACAAGUCCUGGGAGAUACCUUCAGUCAGACACCUGAGUUUGAGCAUGACUACCUGACAAAGUCGUGUGCUUCACCGCGAUUGGACGACGUUCACGGUUACCACCGAGGCAGACGUCAGUCAGGUCAGGAACCUUCAGAGUUGCUGCUUUACACACCUGAGAAGUCCAGAAAAAGUCUGCCAGUGCUGCUGGAGGGGAACCUUCCAUACCGACGGUCCAGGAGACAGUCAGCUCCUGCUAAAGACAUACAGGCAGCAUUUCAUCCCCAUGGAGGAAGAGCGACAAGAGGAACUAACCCCCCUCAGUGCUCCUCCCACUUUAUCCAUCACAGAGGAGAUUCUAGAGUUUAUCAACCAGAACAGAACCAAAGAAGAAUUCAACACGGAGGAGACCCAGGAUUCUCUCAGUGAGACAAAGUCUAUGUCAAACAGGACCACCUUCACCAGUCCAWUGACCCCCAUCUCCAGUCCAGAACAAAGACUGCCUCCCCAACAUGAGCAGGGAGGAGCAGAAAUGGAGAACAACAGCAUCCAAAACCAGAUCAACCAAAGAGAGACGGCUACAAAUGAAGUCCAAGAAAUUACAGAUGCAACAGGUCCAUUAGAACAGACAAACAAGGAAGAGGCUGAAAAAGAGGAAGCUCAGGGAAAAAGUGUCCUUAAUCCAUUUUCAUCUUCAAAUCUUCAUCCCUCAUUGUCAACAGAAGAAAGGACAGAGAUCAGCAGAGACCCAACAAAAGACACUGAGUCCAAACAUCAAUAUCAUCACCUCAUCCAGAGAUGUCAUCCACCAAGGGCAUCUCACCUCACCAAGAGAGACAAGAAGAUCAUCGAAAAGAUCCGGAGCUACUAUGAGGCUGCUGCAGAGGCCGAGGAAGAGGAGCGAGAGGAGGAAGAAGAGCUGAGAGAUGAAGUACCAUCAAGAAGAAGAAACAGUUUCUCACAAAUUCCCACUGGCCUGGUAAAACAGUCAGUAUCACGCUUCAGUAUGGGUGGACACCAUGAGGAGCCAGUGAGCAUGUAUUUCAAACAUGACUGUGAAGAACCAGAGCUGGAGACUGAGUCCAGUUCUUCUACUGGUCCCACUUACAUUUCAGUAAAAUCAAACUGUGAUGAAGAGGUAGAUCAARCAAUUCCCGUUUUUAAUUCUGAGCCAGAGGAGCCAGUAGUCUGUGAUGGGAUUCAAAACCAGGAGUCUCCAACCCAAGCAAGUCUGAAUCCAGAAUCAAGUCCAAACAGACUUACUGAAGAGGAGCCGGAGAUCCAGGACAAAACUGAGGACAUCUGUGAAAAAUCUUUGGAGGAAAGAGUGAUGGAAACGGAGUGGGAGAACGUUGUGGUUAGUAAACCCAAAAUAGCAAAUUUACUGGAAAAAGAAGCUUCAACACUUUCUGAAGAUCCUAAACCCACAGAAGAAGGAACGACCAGUGCUGUGUAUCAACCUGUUAGCAAUGGGCAUGCCCUCAAACAAGCAGAACCUCUUACGAGCUGUACAGAAUCUUCUGCACAUCUUACACAAGAACAAAAAACCCAAAUUAGCAAAGCCCAGUCUACUUGGUCUAAAAACCUAACCAGAGACCAGGUAGGGACUAAGGAGAACCUGAAGGGUUUCACCAGUCAGAUAAAAGUGGGUCGAUGGUCCCGCCACUCCAGGAUUGUGACUGCUAAUCGAGCAUUGUUUGAAGGAAUGGCCUCAGAUGUCACUGGUAUUGGGUUAUUUGAGUCGAACCCAGUGGUGGACCCUGUCCUGAUGGAAAACUCAGAGCGUAUUCUAAGCAAGGUCCAAACAAUGGCCCAGAUGUACAGUGCCAAAGCCAGCACCAUGAAUGUGUUGCUACAUGAGAAACAGGCCAGCACUGUGUGGACUCAGUCAUGGACAUCUGCAAGACUGACUGGACGUUCUACUUGGAACCAAGACAGAAGUUCUACACAGCAUCACAUAGAAACAGAUCAAGAAGAAACCAAACCUGGUCCAGAUACCAAAGCUGAGAGCCUAGCCAGCAAGCAGACCAGGCAGCAGUCAGUCAAGGCUGGUGGUCAGAACCAGAUCCAAACCAUGAGCCAUGAGUGCCAAAAGUUUCAGGAGGAGAUGAUGAUAAAGAAGGCAGAAAACCAGACUAAUGAGCUACACGAGAACAUGGUGUUGCCUAGAGAAUCUCAGCUGUUUGCUCACGUGACCCCACCCUCUCUGCAAACAAAUGGGUUCAUGCUCUCCAGACCGAGGGACUUCAUCUCUGCCUUGACCAAAGCGUCUCCAGCCGUACUAGGAGAACCUCCAUCCUCCAGGAGUGAAGUCCAACUUGAAACACCGUCUACUUCUCCAGAUUCAAAUGAUCAGCUCAGAACGCAGAUGCAGGGUCAGGGUUCCAGAAACCACCCCUCGGCAUCUGCUUUGGCACCUUGGACUAAAAGCAUUCACUCUAAAAGUUCAGAGUUCAAAGAAUCUUCUGCAGCAAGAGGAGAAGUUCUUCAUAUUUUUUCAGCCUCUGAAGUGGAACAGCAAAAAGUCAGGUUGGAGGAAGAUAAAGGAUAUUGUGUUUACUCUGUUAGAGAAGACUCAACAUCUGGAAGCACUGUCAUCCAGCCAGUUUACUCCGUUAGAGAAGACUCAACAUCUGGAAGCACUGCCAUCCAGCCAGUUAACUCCGUUAGAGAAGACUCAACAUCUGGAAGCACUGCCAUCCAGCCAGUUAACUCCGUUAGAGAAGACUCAACAUCUGGAAGCACUGUCUUCCAGCCAGUUAACUCCGUUAGAGAAGAUUCAACAUCUGGAAGCACUGCCAUCCAGCCAGUUAACUCCGUUAGAGAAGACUCAACAUCUGGAAGCACUGUCAUCCAGUCAGUUAACUCCGUUAGAGAAGAUUCAACAUCUGGAAGCACUGCCAUCCAGCCAGUUUACUCCGUUAGAGAAGACUCAACAUCUGGAAGCACUGCCAUCCAGCCAGUUUACUCCGUUAGAGAAGACUCAACAUCUGGAAGCACUGUCAUCCAGCCAGUUUACUCCGUUAGAGAAAACUCAACAUCUGGACACACAAUCCCCCAGCCAGUUUACUCCGUUAGAGAAGACUCAACAUCUGGAAGCACUGUCAUCCAGCCAGUUAACUCCUUUAGAGAAGACUCAACAUCUGGAAGUGCUGUCGUCCACCCAGUUUACUCCAUUAGAGAAGACUCAACAUCUGGAAGCACUGUCAUCCAGCCAGUUAACUCCUUUAGAGAAGACUCAACAUCUGGAAGUGCUGUCGUCCACCCAGUUUACUCCUUUAGAGAAGACUCAACAUCUGGUCACACAGUCAUCCACACAGUUUACUCCGUUAGAGAAGACUCAACAUCUGGAAACACCAUCCCCCAGCCAGUUGACACUGUUAGAGAAGACUCAACAUCUGGAAACACCAUCCCCCAGCCAACUGACACCGUUAGAGAAGACUCAAUAAGUGGAAAUAUUGUACCAGCUCCCUCAGAGGGGUCUUUCAGCCCAUCAAAAUGCAGAGUUUCCAAAGAUGAAGCUCAAGAUGAAGAUUUUGAACAAGGUGUAGUCCCUCUACUGAAAAAAACAGAUGAACUUGUGUUAGAGCAGACCAGCUCUGGACUCGAUAAUAUGAAGGAAACCUUGAUCAGAGACGAGAAUCUGUAUGCUGGAUCUGGAUCUUCACCUUGGACAAAGGAGGCUCCAGAAGACCUUCUGUUAUGUCAAGCCCCAUCGGAGUCCAGCAUCUCAGAGAGGUCUCACCCAGAACUGAGCAGAGAGCCCACCGCACAGGAAACACUGACAGAGGAAGAGUCCACAAUGCUCGGGGCCACGGGGGAGCCAGAGAGACACCAGUCUUUAAAUGAGAACCAGGAAGAGUUUCCCAUUCCACGUUACACCAUGACCUCAGACCUCUCUGAGGACCUUCUGGAUCAUAAAGUAAUAUACAAAGUAUCAUGCCAUCCAUGGUCAUCAGGCCAGAUUUCAGAAUCCAUGGAGCCCUGGUCUCCAUCAUCUACAGACUGUUUCCCAAUGUCCAGCUGCCACAGAACAGUUCUUCCACCUGCUCAGAGCAAACAGGCUUCAUCUGUGUCCUGGAACAUCAGCAGAUCUUCUGACUGUUACAGCAGGGAGCCAGAUGUGCCGGUGUCAGGAUCCUCCACCAGUACCCCUGUCCCCGUAGGCCUUAGGCCUCUUACAUCUCCCCCCACCUCCURUGUCCAAUCAUCUCCCUGCUCAUCACCGUUCAGGAUCAUCCCGUCGUCCUCUCCCACCCCUGUAACUCCAGCAGACCCCUUGAAUCCGACUCUCACAUCUCUGUCCUGUUUAUCCCCACCUCCCUCCCGUCUUUCAUCUGAAAAGUCUUCAUCUUUGAGGACAGGCCCCUCUUCCUCGGACCUUUUUUCACCGUGUUCAUCUUCCAAUACUUCUUCUGCAUUUAGCAGAUCUUUAGCUGCUUCCUGCAUCAGUCAGUCCAUCAGUCAGUGUAUUGCUAAAAGCAACUCUGCAUGGCAACAAGCCCCACCCACAAAGACAGUCAAUCAAAGUCCCUCUUCCACUCCUCACCUGCGACGGUACUCUCCUUCUCCUAAACUCCCCCCAGACACUAGUGCUCCUGCCCAUUCCCAUCUGGGGUGCACUAAGGAUGGGGUGCAACAUCCCAGAUGUCCCCCAUCCUCUCUCUGGUCCUCGUGUCCAUCUCCAUCCUUUAUGCAGUCUCCUCCCUCUCCAUCUACGAGCCUUCGUCAGCCUCUCUACUCUCCGACGUCGUACCUGCAUCCCUCAUUCCUUCAUUCCAACAACGGUUCAUCGCAGACUGACAACAACAACAACAACAACAYCAGRGUUGGUUCAACACCACUCAGCAGUGUAAAUAACACCAGGGGUGUGUGUACCCGUGGUUGGUCAGUGUUUGAUGGCAGCACUACAGAACCACAACAGAACCACUAUCCUCUGUGGUCAGGGUCUCACAACCGUGUAGCACGGCCUUUUUCUGCAUCUGAACCUAGCUCACGAGUUCAGUCUCCAUCCCCCUCCCCAACACCAGCAUCGUUUCCCCACCUAUGCUCUCCACCUCCUCAACACAAUUACUCCUCCCCCCUGGCUAACAAACCUCCCCACCCUCGCGGCACACGGGUUGGACGUUCCCACAACCAUCUAGAUCUUCCUUUAGAUCUACCCAGAGCUUCCUCUGCAGGUUCUGCAUUUGGAGAAGUUUCCUCAGAUGGGAGACCUGGGAUUCUUUCCCCUCCUCCUAUCGGUGUGUCAGUUUGGACAAAUAAUGUAGAAACACCACUCCCAAGAAGCUCUCCGUAUGUUUCCUCCCCUCCAUUCUUUUCUUCUGCUUCAGGUUCACCGACACACAAGACUUCUUCUUUUUCUACAUCUGCUUCCUCUUCCUUUCUCCCAGGGAGGACUUCUCUGUCCAGAUUCUGUCCUCUUCCUUCUCAGAACCUCCAUAGGACUUUCUCUUCCAGCCUGGAAAACAGACCAUGGAGUCCAGCUCCAAGCGACGAGCAUGGACUGAGUCAUUCCUGGGCAGACAGCAGACGGAGAUCUUGUGGUUUCAGCGGGAGCCUCCGAGCUUCUUAUAAUGAGCAGGAGUCCUGUCCAGUUAGUCCAACUAGUCCAAGCAGUGAGUGGUCCUCACACAGCAGGUCCUUGUCUCGCCUCAGCCCCAGAGCUGGACUUUGGUCCAGCAGGUUUACCUCUGCUAAGGGAAUGGCAGGUGGGCAGRACUCAACUACAUGGUCAGAUGUUCAAGAUCCUUCAAACAAAUCCACCAGAACUGAAGACCCUGAAACAAGUGUUAGUCCUCCUGUUACCACCCCCUGUCCUCCCCCCCUGCCUUCACUGCACCUUCUCACCUCCGCGGCUCCAUCAGACAGCCGGACUGAGUGUGGUGAGCCAGAACUGGAGGAGGGGAACUGUCGCACUCAGCUCAUCUGUGCUUAUGUAGCCCGUCCCUCCCAAACGCACAAUCCCUCCCACUCAUGCCUGGGUUUCUCCUCUCCACCGGACCUAUACCAGCACCAGUUCCAAAGCCCGAGACCACCUCAGGCCACCACACCACCUCCGAUACCCUCUGUCCCACCCCCCUCAACCCCCAGAUCUUCACCUCUGUCAUUCACCCUUUCACCUCCUUCCAAACAGGGGAACCAGAAGACCAGUUACGCCACCACCGUCAACCUGCAGAUUGCUGGAAGUGGGAGAAUCACUUCUUUCAGCACCGCCCAAGUUAGCCUGACCCAGACUCUGCAGGGUGGGGCUGGUCCUCCAGAACACGGGCAGAUGUCCAGGAGAGUGAGCAUCAACGGACUUUCACCUGCUCUUCAGAACUGUGACAGACUGUGAGGGCGAACAAUGUUCUGGAUCAGGUUUUUACUCGAUUAGAGGCUUCAUUACUGACCAGGUGGUCUGUGCUGCUGGUUCAGAUGUCGAGGACCUCUUUGGGUGUGACCCWUAAACAGAGCCUCCACAGAUUUUAAGAGCCAGGAUGACAGGACUUUAGAAACUUUGAGAAGUCCUUUAAAGACUUAGUUCUUGCACAUGGCUCAUAUCAAUCUGACAUUUUUCUUUUUUUUUUUUUUUCAAAACAGUUUCUGAUUUGGUGAAAGUAAAAKCAAUCAGUCCUCCUUCCUUCUGGACUUUCAAACUUUGAUCAUUUUAAAGAGAUGGAGAGCAACCAGAUCCUGCAGAGACCUGUGGAAGGUCAGGUUUGGUGUUCUACUCUGGGUUCUGUGUUCUGUGUUCUGUUCAGGCUGAAGUUUAACUGGUCAGUAAUAUUAUGCAUCUUUUUUACUACCUUUUUUUUUUAGAAAUAUUGUGUUUUAUUUAUAAAAUUAGUCUUUUCUCUUUCUGCACUUCAUAUUCUUAAAGUCAUGCUGAAGUGUUUUGCACAGUUUUCUGCGUCAGCURCACGUGCUUCAUUUGUGUGAAUGAGUUUAUGAAACGACAUGUCUGCUGGGUUCUAACAGAACCUCAGACCAAACUGGUGUUUCUGCUGGSUUCCUCACACAGAGAACUUCAAUAAACCUGAUAAAGUAUGUGAUCGGUUCUGUURGCUGCCCGGCCAUGACUUCUGUUCUGAAUUGGCACRAUAUAAACAAACUGAAUGUUUUCUUGUAA